UCUUGUUUCAUGUAGGAGAUAAGCACUUCUAUACGGUCUUCCCAGGAGGUUUUUUUUUUUAGCCUCGACAAACUACUCCCUAUAAUUCAAUCAAGAUCGAAAACAUGCAUAGUUUCAGCUAGAGUUUUCCCUGUGAAGCUAUGGAGUUAAUUCUGCUGAAAGAUCCAAGGCUAAAGUAUAACCUUACAAGUGUUGUGAUUAAAUGCCAAGGGUGGUGGACCAAUACUCUUUAUGAUUUGAUACAAACCGAGCUAAACAAAGGUGCUAACAAAAGAAAGGGUAUACCUGUUGCAAUGGAAGAACCCUAUGGACCUGCUUCAUUAGACUUUUUAAAACAUGACAGUGUACAUAUGGUUGUCAGAGGAAAUGCGAUAACAUCAUUUCUGAGCAUUUUGGCCGAGAUUGAUUCGUCCAUCAACAGAAGUAAGUUUCCAUCAAGGAUACAACGUGUACAUGUCAUAAAGAGGGCACAAGAUGUUUGUUUGUUGCAUUCAAUCACGCAUCUGCUACUCAACCAAGCAAGCCGAAAGUUUCAUUUGAAAGUAAAGUUGUUUGUCAUGAAACACAACUAGAAAUGGGAAUUACGGAGCUGCUAAAUGAGUUUGUGAAAGUGAAAACCCUGAAAUUGGACAGUGUGAGCUCAAAAUAUUAUGCAGCAUAUGGACUUGAAAGUCCAGUUUGGAUUGCUGCUAUCGUGGAUGUUGUUCCAUCACUUUCCUUACUUUUCUAAUUUGUUUCAACCAUACUAUAAUUUCAUUCAGAAGAAAGUCCAAAGAAAAAUUCCCUCUUGGAUUGUGGAUUUACUUCUGAUAGCUGCUUUUGUCGUAGCUUUAUCUUGCAGCGCAUUGAUAGCAUUUGUGUUGAGAUGGAGAAGGUUGAAGAAAGGGAUUCCGCCGAUGUCGCAGAAGGAAAUAAGCCCCUUUGAUCUAUGCUUAGCUGAAAUUAAAAAUGAUCUUGAAGUUAUCUAAUUUGUUUCUUUCCUUGCAUUUCUAAAAAUAUUAUAUUGACUGAAAAAUUGACAUCUUGAGUAAAUUACAUUUGAGUUGAACAGAUAUAUUAGUCAAGUUCAAGAAUGAAUCGUGUGGAUCUAAUGUUGGAGGUUUGGUUUGUGGAACUGAGAGCAUGAAGGAAUCUGUGGCAGCCGCGUGUCAGCAGGAAUCUGAGUGUUUCAAGUUAGGUGUAAAGAGAACAGAACCAUGCUUCACUUUGCAUUCUCUCAACUUCACUCUUUAGUACUCUAAAAAUUGGCUUCAUUCUCAAGUUUUCAGAUUCCUAUAGUUAUGUAGUUCAAUAAGCUUUCUGAGUAUCUCACUUGUAGAAUCAUAUAUAUUUUACAUGUAGUCAUCAGUCAUCACUAACCAGAGCACCCUUUUUCAAAAAAGUAGUUGUGAUAUCUCACAUCUCACAAAUUUUCUGUA
Messenger RNA from Lathyrus oleraceus (garden pea), 1418 nucleotides. RefSeq names its product ferric reduction oxidase 8, mitochondrial. Lineage: Eukaryota; Viridiplantae; Streptophyta; Magnoliopsida; Fabales; Fabaceae. Gene Ontology annotation, molecular function: ferric-chelate reductase activity. Gene Ontology annotation, cellular component: plasma membrane. The record is from RefSeq and is a predicted model, not a curated record. The transcript is spliced from 3 exons. Bases 141 to 572 code for a protein of 143 amino acids.